CAAAUUACAUCCAGUCAUUUAUAGUUUCUGUUGCGCAGUUGGACGCUGAGCCCUGGCUGAGGCCCUGUUAUGCCACUGUUGUCCCCCGGGCUCUCCUGUUGCUGCGGGUGUAAUGUGUGACAAGUUGCAGAUCACUAUAUAGAGCACGGGCGGACGCUAGUCGUUUCCACGAUGUGGCGACAGAGCGCAUCCCCACAGCUAUAGCCAAUGAUCAUCCGCAGGAAGCCUGAUAAGUCCCCGUCACUGGGGGGGCUCGCUGUCCACUGGUCUUGUGUGCUUGUCUACAAUGAUUUACAAGGUACAAACAGUAUGGGAUCCCUGAGUGGAUUGGAUGUCCGACGAAGAAUUCCAAUUAAGCUAAUUUCAAAACACCCAAACAAAAGUAAACUAUCACCUCGGCCUGCAAGAAAUAUGAACAGAAUACCUGCAAAGCCUCAGCAAGGUGGAGAAGAAGGCUUUGAUUAUAAUGAAGAAGAAAGGUAUGAUAAUAAAGGAAAUGAUAUGUUUGGCAAUCAACGAAGAUUUCCAGCGCUUCUGUUUUGGGAUUUUAAGCUCAACCUUAUUGGAGAAAAGGAUGAUACGCCUGUUCAUUUCUGUGACAAAUGUGGCUUGCCCAUCAAGAUAUAUGGCCGUAUGAUUCCUUGCAAGCAUGUCUUCUGUUAUGACUGUGCUCUCUUACAUGAGAAAAAGGCCGAUAAGCUUUGCCCAGGAACACUUGUUGAAGAAAGUACUGACACCUAUAAACGUGUGAGUUGUAAUGAUCCUGUCCAGCGAAUAGAGCAGUGUGCACGUGGAUCUCUCUUUAUGUGCAGUAUUGUUCAAGGAUGCAAGAGAACAUAUUUGUCGCAGAGAGACUUACAGGCUCAUAUCAAUCAUCGACAUAUGAGAGCUUCAAAGCCAACCAAUCGUCCGCCACCUGAACCCAUCCAUCCUCCAAUGGCCCCACCCCCUGCAGAUAUGGCUGAUCGUUUUAUAAUGCCUCCAGAUAAGCACCAUUUGAGUCACAUGCCUCCAAAGCAGCACAUACUGAUGCCCCCUCCCCCAAUUCAGCAUGUGCCUCAUGAGCAUUUUAAUCAGCAGCAUGAAGAUAUGCGGGCGUCUCCUGCAGAACUUUCCAUGGCACCACCACCACCACGCCCUGUUAGUCAAGAUGCUUUCCGAAUUAAUACUAGAAAACACAGCAAUUUAAUAACCGUACCUAUUCAAGAUGAUUCAAAUUCUGGGGCUAGAGAAACUCCUCAGGCACCUGGUCCGUCUCUCCAUCAUCCUGAGUAUCCUGGUCAACCAGUUGUAACCCAUCCUCACCAUAUUAUGCCUCCGCAGCAACAUUAUGCACCACCCCCUCCACCACCACCCCCGAUAAGUCAUCCAAUGCAGCACCCACCUCAAGCAGGUGGUACACCUCACAUGGUGUACAGUCAAGGACCCCCACCACCUAUGACAGGUGCUCCACCACCAAUUACACCUCCUCCUGGACAUAUAAUUGCUCAAAUGCCACCAUACAUGAAUCAUCCUCCUCCAGGACCUCCACCACCACAACAUGGUGGGCCACCUGUAAAUGCCCCUCCUCCACAUCAUUACAAUCCCAACUCUUUACCACAGUUUAAUGAAGAGCAAGGAACUCUCAGUCCACCUUUCACACAGCCUGGGGGAAUGAGUCCAAGCAUAUGGCCUGCACCAAGAGGGCCACCACCACCUCCACGUAUGCAGGGUCCUCCCACUCAAGCCCCUAUUCCUGGACCACACCACCCUGAUCAGGCUCGAUACAGGCCGUAUUACCAGUGAUCUAUGCAUAUUGACUAUUGGAUUUAUUUUUAUGCAUAAUUUGCAAAUUACAUUAAUAUGUAUAGACUGACUUUUGUAAAUCUAUUUUGGAUUCUUGUGCAUACAUAUUGUUUUACUCAUGCAUUGAUCUUUAACCAAAACAUUCUUAAUCAUGACAUUAUGUAUACAUAAUGCAAAGUGAUUUUUAUGUAUUUCAGUACACAGUACUUACCAUUUAAUGCCCUCCACCACUUUGCUUCUCUGAAUCUUGCUUUGUGUUAACAGCACAUCUAUAGGUAUCAGUUGUGAUGCUUUUAUGAAACUGUUCAGAAUGAAUGUAUAUUUAGAUGUACAGUUGUGUUAUACUGUAGUCUGGUAUUUAUACCAGUUGAUAAAUAAAUACUGUUAUCUAGAA
Pseudophryne corroboree (corroboree frog) is the source of this 2179-nucleotide messenger RNA. RefSeq names its product Cbl proto-oncogene like 1 (gene CBLL1). Lineage: Eukaryota; Metazoa; Chordata; Amphibia; Anura; Myobatrachidae. Gene Ontology annotation, molecular function: ubiquitin protein ligase activity. Gene Ontology annotation, biological process: protein ubiquitination; regulation of cell adhesion. The transcript is spliced from 7 exons. The coding region runs from base 208 to 1785 and encodes 525 amino acids. The record is from RefSeq and is a predicted model, not a curated record.